Cuculus canorus (common cuckoo) is the source of this 2688-nucleotide messenger RNA. It is a transcript of the gene SNTA1, whose product is annotated as syntrophin alpha 1. Gene Ontology annotation, cellular component: intracellular anatomical structure; sarcolemma; dystrophin-associated glycoprotein complex. The coding region runs from base 98 to 1552 and encodes 484 amino acids. The record is from RefSeq and is a predicted model, not a curated record. Gene Ontology annotation, molecular function: protein binding; structural molecule activity. Lineage: Eukaryota; Metazoa; Chordata; Aves; Cuculiformes; Cuculidae. The transcript is spliced from 8 exons.
GCUCGGGACUCGGUCCCGGGGCUCGGGGCGGGGCUCAGUGCCGGUGCUCGAGGCUCGGGGCUGCGCUCGGGGCUGUGCUCGGGACUCGGUCCCGGAGAUGGCUGCGGGCCGGCGCGCCCCGCGCACGGGGCUGCUGGAGCUGCGCGGGGCGGGCGGGCAGUGGCUGCGGGUGCUGCUCAGCCUGGCCGAGGAGGCGCUGGGGGUGAGCCCUGCCGACAGCCCCGGCCCCGGAGAGGCCCCGGCCCCGCACAUCAACGGCGGCGAGCCGGGCUCCGCCGUGCCCGAGGCGCUCGCCAACGUCAGGCGUACGGUGCGAGUGGUCAAGCAGGACGUGGGGGGGCUCGGCAUCAGCAUCAAAGGUGGCCGAGAGAAUAAAAUGCCCAUCUUGAUCUCCAAGAUAUUUAAGGGACUGGCAGCGGAUCAGACCGAUGCGUUGUAUGUGGGGGACGCCAUCCUCUCUGUCAACGGGACCGACCUGUCCGAGGCGACACAUGAUGAGGCGGUGCAGGCAUUGAAGAAGACUGGCAAGGAGGUGGUCUUGGAAGUGAAGUACAUGAAGGAGAUCUCUCCCUACUUCAAGAACUCCUCCACGGGGGCGACGGUCAGCUGGGACCCCUCUCCGGCCACCCCGCAGAAGCGAUCAUCCCCUCUCCUGCCUCCCCGGGAGAGCAGGACUGUUCCUCUGAAGAUGUGCUAUGUGUCCCGCAAGUGCCUCCCCACCGACCCAGAGCACAGGUAUCUGGAGGUGUGCUCAGCAGAUGGGCGCGUGUCCCUCUUCCUGCGGGCGAAGGAUGAGGCUACAGCGCAGUCAUGGUUCAACACCAUCCAGGCCAACGCGAACGUGCUGCUUCCGCGGGUGAAGGAGGAGCUGCGAGCCCAGCUGGUGGGUGCUGGCACAGCGGCCGGACGAGACGUCAAGCACGUGGGCUGGCUGACUGAGCAGCUCCCCAGCGCUGGCACCAGGAAUCUCCUGGCCGUCCUCACCGAGAAGGAGCUGCUGCUGUACCCCAGCCUGCCCCAGAGCCGCGACGCCCUGGGCAAGCCCGUGCACAGCUACCCCCUCAUCGCCACCAGGCUGGUGCACUCCGGACCAGCCAAGGGCUCGGCGCUAUACGAGGCAGAGCUGUCAUUCGCGCUGCGCAGCGGCACCCGGCUGGGAGUGCAGAGCCACCUCUUCAGCCUGGAGAGCCCCCGCGACCUGGCGCUGUGGACCCGCCUGCUGGUAGAUGGCACCCACAGUGCUGCCGAGCUGGUCCAGGAGGUCUCAACAGCCUGCACGUGGAAGGGGCAGGAUUGCACCCUGUCCAUCCACAUUGACAAAGGCUUCACCAUCUUCACCACCGAGCCUGGGCUCAGCAAGACCAUCCUGCUUCAGCAGCCCUUUGAGAAGCUUCAGAUGUCCUCUGAUGAUGGCACCAAGAUGCUCUACCUGGACUUUGGUGGCCCAGAGGGAGAGAUUCAAUUGGACCUUCACUCCUGCCCCAAAACCAUCGUCUUCAUCAUCCACUCCUUCCUCUCGGCCAAGGUGACCCGGCUGGGGCUGCUGGCAUGAAGAGGGAGCGGAGCGCUGGGCAGAGCAGCCCCAGCUCCUGGCCAAUCUAUGCACCUCCCUCCUGGCCAAACCCAGCCGUGAGCCAUCCCAGGGAGACCAGAGCCCCUGCGGGAUCACGCUACCCCUGCCAAGGAAAAGCACCAUCUGGCUGGGAAAAAAAAAAAACCAACUCCCAGGAAGUUUGGGGUGAAAUCCCUCUUGGAUUGGCAGCGCUGGGAUUUCUCCGGUCCCUUCUUCCCCUCCUUCCUCCAUCCUGAUUCUCAGCGGUGGCUGGAGAAGCCUAGUCGGAGCCCACUGCCACCGGCCACGUGGUCGUCACCCCAGUGCCUUGUGAGAUGAUAUUUUGUGUACAAAGAACCCGUUUCUAUCAAGGUUUUAUAUUUAUAUUGCCCAGUUAAAAACGCUGACACAGCACUUUCCACCCCGCCUUUCUUGGACCCUCUGGACAGUCCCCAGGUCCUGCAGCACAAGGAUGUGUGUCUGUCCCCAGGACAGACAGCCGGAGGGCUGGAGAUUGGAGCCAGUCUUGUUGUGUUUGAGAGAUGGGAAACGCAGAUCAGCUCUAUUUGCCAAUUUUUCCCAGGCUGUACCGAAUGAUAGAAACCACUUUUCUUUGUUGGCGUUGGACAAUUGUUUUAUUUUGCUGACUCCUGGGUCAUUUUAUUUCUCAGUUUAGGGGGGAGGGUUGUCAGGGGGGCUGCUGGGAAACAACUUCUUUUAUGAACCAAAAGAUUCUGCAUGAAAAUGCCUUUUUUUUGGGGGGAUCAAAUAAACAUUGCAGAGCACAACCAGCAGAAGCCAAGAUCUGUCUCCUGGUUUUCCUUGGAGAAGUAGAAAAUCUGUGUGGGUGAUACCUGGGCUGUUCCUUGGGCUGUUUUCCACCAGAGGAAGGAAAGGUUUUUGCUUGAAGGCUAUGGGACAUUGCUAUGAGCUGAUGGUGUUGGUCUGGGGGUGCUGGAGACCCUGGAGGGGGGUUCACAUGGGGCCACAAAGUCAUCUAAGGUGCCCAACGCUGCACUGGGCUCAGCAGAGAGAGACGCACUGAUGCCUGCACCAGCUUUGGAGAUACCAGGUGGGUUUGAAUAACCUUUGUGCUUUGGGAUGCUCAGUGGAGGAUGAGCAUCAUUUCCAAACUG